AUGGUUUUGUAUGUUAUGCGUCAUACACGCAUCGCCGCCUCUGACCUCGGACCAUCCCAGCUGUUGCUUCUUUUUCUUCAGCUGACUUCGAUGGCCGUUCUGACGGGCAGCGUGGACAGGCGUUACGACCACCACUUGCUGGGAACGAGCCUGGUGUGGAACAGUUCUUACGACCCACGAGCUGUCAUCCACAGUCGGUUCCAGAUGACCCGAGCCGGGCGCGUGUUAGUCGUGUCCCCACGCUUCCGGCCCGGGGUCCCGUUCACUUUGGGCUCGUUCCGAACAGCUGGGAGCGGGGAUAAGUGUGUCGUCGAACCGGAUGUGCUGGCACUGCCUUCCACGACACAAGCUCACCUGGCCGAAACUCGGAUACCGUCGGCCAGCAAAGACUCGUCCCCGGCCCCUCUCGUCAACGUCAUCGACCUCAGCAUCGAAGACAUCACUGACGUGGUGUGGCUGUUGGACGUGGGCUUGGUGGACACGAUGACCGGCAGUCCAAGACGUGUUGCCCCGGCUAAGGUCGUCAGGCUGGAAAUCGACGACGAUCAGGACCACCGAGGACCCCCAAAGUCGUCGUACAAGACGUUCGAGAUCAAGACAGCGGCGGCCGAUACCGCGGACGAUUGCAGCGAGGCCUCGUCGUGUCUGCAGUACAUCUUGACGUACCGUUCGCGGACUGGAGAACGCAACCAUUACGCUUUCGUGUCGGACGCGGCCCGGAGUACGGUGCUGGUGCUCAACACGGAUACGGGAGCCCAGUGGGCCAUGGACUUUCCACAAAAGGCGACGGGACACGAAGCGGCGCCGCGGGACAUAUUGUUCAUGGUGCUGCUGAGGAUGGCCAACGGUCAGACAUGGCUGUACACCACGUUCAUGUCCGGUUGCAAAGUGUUCGCCGUCGACCUCGAGUACAUCGAUCGGUGUACGUUGGACGGGGCCCAGCCAGCGAUCGUCGAGAUAGGACACAAACCGUACCGGAUCACUGUGCUCGGUACGGACACCGGCAGCCGCAUGUACUUCCGGCGGCCCACCGAGAACGAGAUAUGGGCGUGGGACGCCAACUAUGGCCCAUUUCACCCUCUCGGCUUCAAACUGGUGUCCAAGGGCACAGACUGCAGAGCACCGGUGCACGUGGCCCCCGGCUACGGUGGGUUCGUUUACGUGCUCAGGAACAACUUUGCCGACUAUGUGCUCAAAAGCACCGGUUCGAUGGGUGCUUACAGCCUCAUACACCCUGUGAUCACGUUGCCCUCGUCCUGUUCGAUAUCCACGACUACCGCGGUGCCGUCCAAAGCCGAUGUUUGCUAA
Messenger RNA from Macrosiphum euphorbiae (potato aphid), 1308 nucleotides. The record is from the annotation of a GenBank genome assembly. NCBI's taxonomy places the organism in Eukaryota, Metazoa, Arthropoda, Insecta, Hemiptera, Aphididae.